Stylonychia lemnae is the source of this 1257-nucleotide messenger RNA. NCBI's taxonomy places the organism in Eukaryota, Ciliophora, Spirotrichea, Sporadotrichida, Oxytrichidae. The record is from the annotation of a GenBank genome assembly.
AUGAAAACAUACUUAGGCUUAGGAGCAGCUGCUCUUCUCAGUUCAACACAAGCAAAGACUCAUCACAAAUAUUCCAAUGGAAGUGAUGAAAACUUGAGAGUUUCAACAAUUCCACAUUUCUCUGGAUAUGGCGAGAUCAAAAACGUAUAAGACAAUAAUGACUACAAAAUGACUAGCCUUGUAACUCCAUGGAUAUACCGUUCACUUUAAGUUAAUGAUCCGAACUUGAGAUAUUCUUCUAUUUAUGAUGAACAUAAUGUAUAAGGUCUUUCAUCGAGUAAUAGAAGACCUGAUGAAUACAUUUUUGGAUCACCUCCUGACCUUAACGUACAAUAUCAAAAGAGAGGAGGAUGCGAUUUCUGUGAUAAAAUGGAUCAACUAAAAGUGCAAGCACAGGAAUAGGAGGCUGCAACAAUUGUUAAGCCAUGGAACUCAUACUUCUUCCCUGACAUGCUAAGAACAAAAAAGAUUUAAUCUCACAUUGACAAGUUGAACUCUGAAAAGCUUGAUGUAUAACCUAAGAAAGUUUAUAGAUCAAGAAGUGAAUAUCCAAAAGUCUAAGCACUAUGCAAAACAGAAAAUGGAUCCUGGGGACCAUGUGCAAAUGACAGCAGCUUUUCUAGAAUUUCGGAUGAUUUCCCUAAAGUAUAACUUAAAUGUAUUCAAUCUGAUGGCUCUUGGGGAUCAUGUGGUAACUCAGCAAUGAAAAAUAAUUAUCUUAAAGAUCAUCCCUUAACAAUCACAAAUUAAGAACCUGAAAAGAAGAUUGAUUUGCAUAACCCAUAUGCUAAUAGUUGGUACUUCUCGAAACCCACUAGUUAGAAUCCUUAAGUUGAAUCUCCAUACUAUGAUUAUGUUCCUCAUGUAGAAUCUCCUCACAACUUCAGAUCAACAGAGUACAACCCACAUGUUGAACUUGACUAUUAUAAUAAUGAUUAAGUUUCACUAGAACCAGAUAAUGUUGAGACUCCCAUGCUUUUGACUGGAAACUUUAGAUACAAACACCGCAAGAGCCAAGAAUAACCAAACAUACAGAAGCCCUUAUUAGGAAUGCCAAUUGAUAACAAAUAGUUAGAUAAGUUUGAAAGUAAACACAAGCAAGAAAAAAUUCAAGAGAUGAUUGAAAAGCAAGAUUCAGAUUUAUUCAACAAGAAAUUCCAAGAUCACAUUCAGAAAAAAUAGAAUGAAAUCGAAAAUCAUCAUCAUUCUAAUGCCAAGUCAACUGGUUCAGUUAAAAUCGAAAAUUAUGAUGCUUGA